GCUAAUUGCCGUUUUAUUUAUCCAGAAUUUUUACCGGAUCGCAAAAUUGAAUGGCGUAAUCCGAUACGUGAAAAGGUGGAACGGAUCGAUAUGCUCGAUCGACGGACGCAAAUCGAAAUACUGGAAUUCUAUGUCGGCUCAGUAGUAGCAGUUACAAGUUCCGAUCCUCAUUCAGCCGACAAACUUUCUUUUCAACGAAAGUUUUGCCACAAACAAAAAAAACCGGUUCAUUAAGUGCUCCAAAAACGCCGUCAUCGUCGCCAACCGAGCGAGCGUUUUAUUUAUCCAGAAUUUUUACCGGAUCCCAAAAUUGAAUGGCGUAAUCCGAUACGUGAAAAGUUUUAGCGGAUCGAUAUGCUCGAUCGACGGACGCAAAUCGAAAUACUGGAAUUCUAUGUCGGCUCAGUAGUAGCAGUUACAAGUUCCGAUCCUCAUUCAGCGGACAAAGUUAGUCGAUUUUUAGGUAAACACAUGACAAAUUUUAACCACAAAUUUCACGACGCACUCUCCCGGCAUCUUCGGGACUACCCGAAAUUGUGGCGUCCGAAAAAGGGGCCACAAUUCAGCCAGUGCGAGGAACUGGCCGAAAAAGUAACCCGGGAAAUGCAAGAACAAGUCUCCGCGAAAGAGAUAAGCAGCGCGCUAAAAAGAAUAAGGGACCGCCUUCUACGUUUAGAGAAGGGAUUGUACACUUCAACCUAUGGUAUACGCAAGAGCUUGGAUAUAGUCGAGCCGUCGAGGUCAUACGGGCCGCGUCUGCGCAGGAGAAACCGAGGAGCGUAGCGAGCCCGGAAACAGUGGCCAUCAACUUGGCUGAUGCAGCCCCGCCA
This is a messenger RNA of Glossina fuscipes, 830 nucleotides long. Its product is annotated as 39S ribosomal protein L19, mitochondrial-like. The record is from RefSeq and is a predicted model, not a curated record. The transcript has 3 exons. The coding region runs from base 355 to 783 and encodes 142 amino acids. Lineage: Eukaryota; Metazoa; Arthropoda; Insecta; Diptera; Glossinidae.